GUGUUGAUGCUCGUGAGAACAUAACCAUCAUCUGUUCGCUUCCUGGAUCUGCCCUUACUGACACCAGGUGUAAUCUCUACAUUGGAGAGGAGAUGAAGCACUUCCUAACACAUCAGAUCAACCGCAAACAAUCCUCAAAAAAGCAGUGGUUCUGUCAGUUCUUCGUCUCUAAAGAUGAUCUGCUCAGACGUCUCCAGCCUGUGAUGCGUAAAGAGGUGAGCUGUGACUAUGGAGUGGGUCCAGCACUAAACUUUCUGUCUCCACGCAGUGAUGGAUACAACUUAGCAGAUGUGGUAGUUGAUUCUCCUGAUCCAACAACUGCUCAGACACCAAAAGCAACAUCAGGAUCAAUGGCUACCUCUACUUUUCCCUCAGAAUAUCAAACUUCAAGUUUGACUGAUGGUACCUCUGCACCCUCUGAUACUACUGAGAGUUCUGCUGCUGGUACAACAGCAGGAACAACAUAUCCUCCGUCUGGUACCCAAACGCACUCAAGUAGUGCAAAACCUCAGCGGUCUACAAGAGUCGACUCAUCUCCAGGGUCCCAUGUGAGCUCUGCUGUGCCCUCUGAUUCCAGAUGGGUCACGAUUACAGGAGCCCAGAUGUUGCUGGUGGUGGUGGGUGUGGCUGGUUCUACUGUUUGUGUGACCCUGGGGGGUCUGAUAGCUGUCUGUGUCCGCUGGAGGAGCGGUGAGUACAUCUGACUGGAUACUUUCUCUAAGGAAGAUUCUCCAGUUGCAACUCACAA
Osmerus eperlanus (European smelt) is the source of this 748-nucleotide messenger RNA. RefSeq lists its product as uncharacterized. The transcript has 7 exons. NCBI's taxonomy places the organism in Eukaryota, Metazoa, Chordata, Actinopteri, Osmeriformes, Osmeridae. The coding region runs from base 93 to 704 and encodes 203 amino acids. The record is from RefSeq and is a predicted model, not a curated record.